AAACCAACCCACCAGGAAAAAAAAAAAAAAAAAAUCCUGCUGACAUCAUCUGGGAUGACGGGGCUGAUCCCGCUGCCGGCCCCCCCGCCGGAGCCCCACUAAUGCUCCGCUUCUCUCCCAGCACAGCCGCCUUCGUCCAGCCCAAGCCAAAGGUGCCGGCGGCCGAGCGGGGUGGCAGGCGGCCACCCAGGCCGGCCGGCCGGGCUCUGGCAUCGCCAUGCCCGGAGAAUCGGUGAAAACCGAAGGGUUGGGGGGAUUGGAGAAGGAAAACGGAAUGCCGGAGGGAUCGGAGGCAGCCCCCCCGCCGGCCACGAGCCCCCCGCCGAUGCCCGCCAAGGAGGAGGCUCGCCCGCAGCCCGAGGGGGCUAGCUGCGACCCCGGCCCCCCCGCCGCCGCUCCCCCCGGCGAGGCCUGCCGGCCCCCCCCGCCCGCGGACCCCCUGGACACCCGCAUCGUCAUGGGCGAGGAGACGCGCUCCCCCGCCGCCCCCGAGCUCCGGGGGGGUCCCCCCCCCCCCCCGCCCCGGGCAGACCCCCCCCCAGCCGCCAGCCUGGACCCCGACCUCUUCUUCACGGCUCCCUCCACCCCGAUCCGGGUCGGGGGGUCCCGGCUGCGCCCGCCCCCCCCCGAGGAGCAGACGGACGGGGAGAGCGAGGGGCUCUGCUCCCCCCCCACGUCCCCCUCCGGCUCCUACAUGACGGCCGAGGGGGGCAGCUGGGGCUCCUCCGGCACCGCCAGCACCUCGCCGUCCUGCUCCCCCAACCUGGCGGCCGAGGCCGAAGCCAUGGCGGCGGCCGAGGCCGAAGGCAUGGCCGAGGUCGAAACCGUGCCGGCGUCGCCCGCCGGCCUGGAGGAUCCCCCCGCCUUCGCCCCGCCGUCUCCCGAGGAGGAGGAGGAGGAUGAUGAAGAGGACGGACCCUUCGUUCCGCCGGGGGAUGAGGAGGAGGAGGAGGACGGACAGACGCCGGAGGAAGAGGAGGAUGAGGAAUGGGACGUGUCGGGGGGCGAGGGGCUGCCCGGCGCGGGCCUGAUCCCGGCGGCGCUGCUGCCCUUCCGCGGCAGCCUGCUCUUCCAGGCCGAGGCGGUGGAGAUCGCCCCGCUGCCCCACGGCGCGGCACCCCUGCCCCUCUCCGGUGAGGAGGAGGACGAGGAGGAGGAGGAGGACGAAGAAGAGGAGGAGGAAGAAGAAGAAGAGGAGGAGGAGGAGGGUGGCAGCACCUCAGCCUCCUUCCUGCGCUCGCUGUCGGAGACCUCCAUCACCGAGGGGGUGGACGAGUCCUUCGCCUUCCGCGACGACACCUCCGCCUCCUCCGACUCGGCCGCCUACGACGGCGAGGAGGACGAGCGGCUCUACGGCACCGAGCGCCACGCCGUGGGGGCUGAGGGGGGGUCCCCCGGCACCGCCACCGCUCCCCCCGGCACCGAUACCUCUGGGGAUGGUGGCAUCGAGCUCCACCUUCACGCCGGGACGGACCCGGUCGGCUCCGGCUCACCGGAGGGGUCCCCGCGGCGGCGGCGGCACGGCGAGGAGCCGGCGAGCGCGGUGCCCGGCGUGGAGGACGCCGGCGGGGAUGAUCUCAGCGCCGAGCAGAUGGAGCCGGGGACGCAGGAGCGGGAUGGCGGCGAGGCCCCCCCGGCACCCUCCGGAGAAGGUGGCGUGGAGCCAGACGGUGAGACCUUCCUCACCUCCUCAUCUUCCUCCUCGGAGAUGGAGGAGGCCUCAGCCCUGGAGCCUGAUGUCCUGUGGGAGCCGGACCCUGUCCUGGGGGGCUGUCCCCCACCGGAGCCCCCCCAGCUCCCAGAGGAGCCGGCAGUGAUGCCGGGUGCCGAGGAGGAGCCGGUGGUGAAGGAUGAUUCCGGUACGGCAGUGCUGGAAGAGGGGCCCGGCACGGAGCCGGCGGUGAGCCACGGCGUCCUGCAGCCCCCCGGCCUCUGCUCCGGGGAGCCCAGGGACCCCCAAACCGACGGGCCGGGGAGGGACGACAUGGCACCGGCCAACGGGGAGCCACAGGGUGGCCCUGGGAGUGACGGUGAUGAUGGUGACAGCGACGAUGAGCUUGGCACCGUGAGAGCAGGGAGCAACGAGCUGGCGGCCACCGAUGGCCCCGAUGAGCUGGAUGUCAUGGCCGCUGACCUGGCACCAUCAGUGACACCCAGCCCACCAAACGAGCCGGACACCGUGGGCAUCAACCCGGCACCGUCGGUGACAACCAGCCCGCUGGAUGAGCUGGACACAGCGGCCACCGACCCUGACCUGGUGCCAUCGGUGACGCCAAGCCCACCAAAUGAGCCGGACGUGGCAGCCGCCGACCUGGUGCCGUCGAUGACACCCAGCCCACCAGAUGAGCCAGACACGGUGGCCACUGACCCAGCGCCAUUGGUAACACCCAACCCAAAGGAUGAGACGGAUGUCGCAGCCACCGACCUUGACCCGGUGCCCUUGGUGACGCCCAGCCUGCCGGAUGAGCCGGACACGGUGGCCACCGACCCGGUGCCAUUGGUGAUGCCCAGCCUGUCAGAGGAGCCGGACACUGCAGCCGCCGACCCUGACCUGGUGCCAUCGGUGACGUCCAGCCCGCCGGAUGAGCCGGACACCGUGGCCACCGACCUGGUGCCGUUGGUGACGUCCAGCCCACUGGAUGAGCCGGACACCAUGGCGGCUGACCCGGUGCCAUCAGAGUUGCCUGAUGAGCCGGACACCGUGGCCACAGACAUGGUGCCAUUGGUGAUGCCCAGCCGGUUGGAUGAGCCGGACACCGUGGCCACCGACAUGGUGCCGUUGGUGAUGCCCCUCCUGCCAGAUGAGCCGGCCACUGUGGCCACCGACGCAGUGCCAUUGGUGAUGCCCGUCCUGCCAGAUGAGCUGGCCACUGUGGCCACCGACGCGGUGCCGUUGGUGACGCCCAGCCCGCCAGAUGAGCCAGACACCAUGGCCACCGACCUGGUGCCACUGGUGACGCCCAGCCCACCAGAUGAGCCGGUCACUGUGGCCACUGACGUGGCACCAUUGGUGACCUCCAGCCCACCAAAUGAGCCGGCCACCGCGGCCACCGACCUGGCACCGUUGGUGACACCCAGCCCGCCGGAUGAGCCGGAGAGCGCGGCCACCGACCCCGACCUGGCACCGUUGGUGACACCCAGCCCGCCGGAUGAGCCGGACAGCGCGGCCACCGACCCCGACCUGGCACCAUUGGUGACGCCCGGCCGGCCGGACGGCGUCGCAGCACCGUCCCCCCCACCGCAAGACGCGUCCCCUCGCGCUGCCGACGAGGAACCGGCGGACGGGGCGGCCUCGGCCGGCGAGUCCCCGGAGCCACCGGUGACCGCGUGUCCCUCGGCGCGGGGGACGAUGGCGCGUCCCCCCGGGGAUGUCGGCGAAGCCCCCGAGGAGUGGGACGCUGCCACCACCGCCUCCUCCGAGGAGUCGUCCCCGGAGCUGCUGGAGACCUCCCGCUCCCGCACCGACUCCAGCUUCUUCACCGCCCCCGAGGACAGUGCUGGGGAGGCGGCCGAGGAGGAGGAGGAGGAGGAUGCCGCCCGUCGCUGCCUGGCCCUCUGCCUGCCCGCCUCGCCCCCCGCCAUCCCCCCGUUGAUCUUCACCGCUUCGGAGCGGGAGGUGUACGUGGGGGCCCCCCCGGCCCCCCUUGAACUGCUCCAACCACCCGGUGCCUUUUCGGAGAGCGGGGCGGCCUGGCAGCGCCGGGAGGACCGGCAGCGGGUCACCGCCAUGUUACGGGGCUCCUUUGGGGAUCUGCCGGCCCCCCGCCUCCUCCCCAGGCCCCCGGAGCCCCCCGAGGUGCUGGCAGAGCCCCCCCGGAGCCCUCCCGGCGAUGGGGGGGCGGAGGAGCCCCCGACCCCCCAAGAGCCCCCGACCCCUCGGCCGGGCGACGAGCCCCUGAGCCAGACUGCUGGGGAAACCGAUGCCAAAGUCCUGGGGGAGAGUGGCCCCCCCAGCCCCCCCAGCGAGCCCCCGGCACCCCCCCGGCAGCAGGAGGAAGAGGAGGCGACGGCGGGGGCCCCCUCCGGCCCCCAGCCCGCUCCGGGUGCCGGCGAAGCGGAGGAUGCUCAGCCGGAGCCGGUUGGGGAAGCGGCUCCCCGAGCCCCCCCCGAGCCCCCCAGCCCGCCGCCGGCCCCCCGCCCUCCGCUCCCCAAAGUCAGCCAAGUGCCUCCUCUCGCCGUCGCGCCGUCGCCGUGCCCGGAUCCGGCCCGCGGCCCCCAGGACACCUCAGGGCUCCCCGCCGGCGAGGAGCGUCCGUCUGUCCUGCCGCCCUCCAGAAAGCACCUCGAGGCCCCCCAGCCCUCCCCACGCAAGGAGAAGGAGGCCCGAGGCAGGCAGGCAGGGACGGGCAGCGCGGGCAGCCGGGGACCCCCCCGGGGGUCCCUGCAGUCGGAGUCGAGCUCCUCCAGCGAGGCGGAGGCUCCGUACCCCUGCCCCGAAAUCCAGCGCCUGCGGGAAGCCGCCGGCAUCGCCCUGCGCCAGGACAAGCAGCCCCCGGCCCCCCGCCGCUGCGAGGCCAACCAUAAAGGGUCGUGUAACGAGUCGGAGAGUAACGACGAGUCCAUCCCUGAGCUGGAGGAGCCCGAAGGCUCGGAGCCGCAGCCGACGCAGACCCAGGCACAGCUCACCCACUCGCUGGGCACCGGGGAGGAGACUGUCAGCAAGGCGAAGCAGAGCCGGAGCGAGAAGAAAGCCAGGAAGGCCAUGUCCAAGCUGGGGCUGCGGCAGAUCCACGGCGUCACCCGCAUCACCAUCCGCAAGUCCAAGAACAUCCUCUUCGUCAUCACCAAACCCGACGUCUUCAAGAGCCCCGCGUCCGACAUCUACAUCGUCUUCGGGGAAGCCAAGAUCGAGGACCUGUCGCAGCAAGUGCACAAGGCGGCGGCGGAGAAGUUCAAGGUGCCGAUGGAGCACUCGCCCCUGAUCACGGAGACGGCCCCCACCCUCACCAUCAAGGAGGAGAGCGAGGAAGAGGAGGAGGUGGACGAGACGGGGCUGGAGGUGAGGGACAUCGAGCUGGUGAUGGCCCAGGCCAACGUCUCGCGCCCCAAAGCCGUGCGGGCGCUUCGGCACAACAACAACGACAUCGUCAACGCCAUCAUGGAGCUGACUAUGUAGCGGCCGGGGGUGUCCCGGCCCCCCUGUAUAGAUGCACAGUUACUCCCCCCCCCCGCCAUCCUUCCUCUAGACCCCCCCAUACUCCUCCUCUGCGUCUGUAACGCUCAAUAAAUGGCCUCAUGUAUCACUUGGAUCGCA
Aquila chrysaetos chrysaetos is the source of this 5254-nucleotide messenger RNA. It is a transcript of the gene NACAD, whose product is annotated as NAC alpha domain containing. Gene Ontology annotation, cellular component: cytoplasm; nascent polypeptide-associated complex. The record is from RefSeq and is a predicted model, not a curated record. Gene Ontology annotation, biological process: protein targeting to membrane. NCBI's taxonomy places the organism in Eukaryota, Metazoa, Chordata, Aves, Accipitriformes, Accipitridae.